CCCACACCGUGUCGGACGGAUUACAGUUUUGAACUCCUCUAUGAGCGCUGAAGGUCUCGUGUGUUCAAGGGGAAACUCUCCUAUGAUUUAUUCCAACAUCUGACAGUGAAAUCGUUCACAGUGUGGCGCUGAAACCGGUGUUCGCUGCUCGGGCGCGCGGCGGGCUGAUGUGUGCCACUGCUCCGCCUCGCACGGCCGCGCAAAGUAACUUUCAAGACUUAUGUGAAAUAUCCGCAAAGUCCAGCUGUGAAGAGACGACAUUAUGUCAACAUCCAUGGAAAUAACUGAUUAACCGGGAGCUUCUGACGGUUUCUGCUUUGUCCGGGAUACUAACGGUGUCGUGGAGGUAAAGGUUCCCAGUCCUGUGUGGGAUGUUAACAGACUGGUGGUGCGUUGAGGCUGAAGGAGCAUGGUGAAACACCAACCCUUACAGGUCUAUGAGAAGCAGGUCUUUGUGUCCUUUGUCACUGGGAUCUAUGGUUGCCGCUGGAAACGCUACCAGCGUUCCCAAGACGACAGCUCCAGGUGGGAGUGUACAUGGUUCGUCAUCUUGUGCAGUUCUUUCCUUCUUCUUCUCUUUUGGGCCUACUUCUGGUUGGUGGCUCAAAAUGAUUUCAAUGAGUUCAACUGGUCGGUAUACAAUCGCUCUGGGGAAUGGAGGGAUGAGACGAUCCCCAUCCUUGCAUCCACCACUGUGGGAUUCAGCUACAUCACGUUCUUAAUGAUCUUAGCACUUUUCCAUAUAUCCUUGGGCCAGCAGCUGAACCUCUACUGGGUUCAUAAGAUUGGAGUGUUGGCUACGCUGAUCACCACUAUCUCUGGUGUUGUCUCGGUUGAUGACAUAUGGGGAGACGAGUGGGACAUCCUGCUUGUGUCUCUGCAGUCCACGGCACCUUUCCUGCACAUUGGAGCCCUGGCAACAGUGACAGCUAUGAGCUGGAUAAUAGCUGGAUUUGUGGUUCGCAGAGAGAGAUCCAAUUUCCAGGUGAUGGUGUUGCUGAUCUACAUCAUCAUCCUCCUGGCUCUCUAUUUGGCCCCGCUCACAUUCACCUGCCCUUGCAUCAUGGACCGCCACAGCCUCAAACCUCGACCGGAUAUCAUUGGCCGCCGGGGAGCUCCUAUGCUGGCUCCAGAAAACACCAUCGUGUCUUUUAACAGAGCCCUGCAGCAUGGAGCCAGCUCCCUGGAGGCAGAUGUCACCAUCAGUGUGGACGGAGUUCCCUUCCUAAUGCGAGACCGCACCUUGAGACGAACCACGGACAUUAAUAAGAUCUUUCCAGCCAGGCAGCAUGAAGAUGCCUCUUUCUUCAACUGGACAGAGAUUCGCUCUCUAAACGCAGGCCAGUGGUUUUUGGAGAGCGACCCCUACUGGACAGUAGAAACCCUGACAGCGAGGGACCGCAGCCGAAUAGGCAAUCAGACGGUUUGCAGCCUGGUGGAAAUGCUGCGUCUGGCAGCCAGGGCCAACAGCUCUGCUCUGCUCAACAUCCGCAAGCCUCCACCAGAGCACCCGCGCUCCCGGAACUGGUUCAUGGACACACUGUGGGCUGUGCAGAAAGCAGGGAUUUCCCAGAAGAGGGUGAGGACUGUGACGUGGACCCCCGACACGGACCGGGGGAGGGUGCGAGGGCUUCGGCAGACCGCAAAUGAGAAGCUGUCAGUGGAAGAGAUAAGGCAGAGAGGAAUAACAAGUCUGACCCUCCAUUACAGCAAGGCCAGCCACAAAGACAUACAGGAGUAUCUGGCUAAUAAUGUGAGUGUGACUGUCUACCCAGUGAAUGAGCCCUGGCUCUACUCCAUUCUGUGGUGUAGCGGGGUGCCUUCUGUGUCCUCUGACGCCCCCCAAGUCCUCCGAAAGGUGCCUUACCCCAUCUGGCUCAUGAGCCAGAACGCUUAUGACUUCAUCUGGAUCGCUUCAGAUCUGGUCUCCCUCGCCGUGGUCAUAGGGAUUUUCUGUUUUCAGAACUAUCAUAUGAUCAGGUGGAGGAUGAGCGGGAUGCAGAACUACAACCCAGAACAGAUCAUGCUGAGCGCUGUGGCGCGUCGGUCCAGUCGGGACGUCAACAUCAUGAAGGAGAAGCUCAUAUUCUCAGAACUGAACAAUGGACUCAGCAGCACGGAGGAGCUUUCUCUGUAUCCGGAGAACGGCUAUGCCAGAUACUCUCAUGGAGGCCUCAGUCGCUGAGCACAUCAUGCCACAGCCAGCAAAUCUGGAGUGUUAGUUUGAUUUCAGAGAUUUUCUGACUGAAUGUUUCUUUGUUGUCAGAAGAAGAAGGAGCAGUGACCUGUUAGUCAACUAAUCCUGGACGUGGUGACAGCACGGAUACCAAAUCCUGUCUGAAGUAAAAAGAAAGAAAGUUUCUUCUGUUUGGCCUCUGGAUUCAUCAGUUUUUAAACUAACACAUUAUUCACUUGUUUAUAUACAAGUUAUAUGUAAUAUAUGUAUAUAUGUAAUAUAAUUUUGUGUGUGUUUUGUUUCAUAAUACUGCGUGAGACUUAACCACAUUCCUUAAAAUAGUCCAUUUAGUCGCUGUAAGGGGUCAUUUUCUUACUUUCAGUGUGACAAAGUUAGCGUGAAGCAUCAAAGUCUUCACCUGGGACACACGGCUGGUUUGUGUCAUCACUAAAGGGUUUGCUGACAAAUGUCCAAAUGACUGAAGAACACAAUGGUAUUGGAGUUUAAUGGGACUGGAAUUUAUAAAGCUGUUGUUUCAUACCUGAGGAAAUGGGCUGUGUAGUGUCCUAUAUUAUUGACUCUUGUAAAUAUAAGUUGUUUUACAUGUUUUUAUCUUUUUUCAACGGUUUGGACGUAUCAAAUGUAUAUUUUAUGUUUGCACUUAUUACCAUUAUGACUGAUGUCUUCUUUUAAGUGUGAAAGACAGAUUAGGGCAUACAUGAUACCAGUUUAAUGCGGGGGUUUUGGGAAGUAUUGUAGUGAAUGUUCUAAUCUUUUUUUCUGCCUCUUUUCCGUCAUGCCAUGAUUUAUUAACUAUAAAGUCAUAUUAGCUACUACAACUUUCACAUGACUGCCUUUUUUGUUAAAUCAGUGGACUGGUAGAAUGUAGGCUGCAAUAUUUUUUGUCUUUUAGUUUGAUAACAGGGGCACAAAAUGUCAAGUUAAAAGUACACGAUUAGCUGCAGACAUGCCGGCUGUUCAAUAAAAGUGAUCUUUUCUCUU
Molecule: messenger RNA, 3178 nt
Organism: Chelmon rostratus (copperband butterflyfish)
Lineage: Eukaryota; Metazoa; Chordata; Actinopteri; Chaetodontiformes; Chaetodontidae
Gene: gdpd5a
Product: glycerophosphodiester phosphodiesterase domain containing 5a
Exons: 17
Coding region: 410-2185 (591 amino acids)
Biological process (GO): lipid metabolic process; positive regulation of neuron differentiation
Cellular component (GO): plasma membrane
Molecular function (GO): glycerophosphodiester phosphodiesterase activity
Source: RefSeq, a predicted model, not a curated record